UUUUUCAAAGAUAAGACAGUUUUAGACAUCGGUUGCGGAACCGGAAUACUCAGUCUUUUCGCAGCCAAAGCCGGCGCCAGACUUGUUGUGGCCGUCGAUCAAAGCGAAGCAAUAUAUAAGGCAAUGGAUAUUGCGAUCGAAAACGGCAUGAAUUCAAAGAUUAAAUUCAUUAAAGAUAAGUUAGAGUCUGUGGUCUGGGAAUCACACGGUUUGCCGCAGAAGUACGAUAUUAUUAUCUCUGAAUGGAUGGGAUAUUUCCUGUUGUUUGAAGGAAUGCUAGAUUCAGUCCUUUACGCCCGAAACACAUGUCUCAACGAUUCCGGCGCUCUUUUGCCUAACAGAACCUCUCUAUCGAUUGCUGGCAUUAAUGACAUUGAAUUACAGAAUCGAUACAUUGAUUUUUGGGAUAAUGUCUACGAUUUUAAAAUGUCUUCAAUGAAGAGUGAAGUGAUCAAAGAUGCCUUAAUUGAGAGCAUUUCUUCCGAUGUGAUCGCAACGAGUGUUUGUGUCGUCAAAAAGUUUGAUUUAAUGCAAUGCCUUCUGGAAGAGACGCAACACUUCGAGACUGAUUUCCAAUUGGUUUCUCAAAGUGAUGGCAAUAUUAUUGCAAUUAUCGGAUGGUUUGACUGUAACUUUGAUUUGGAAGCGUUGGAACAUAAGGUGAUUCUCUCGACUUCGCCUUUCAGUGAAAGCACUCAUUGGAAACAAACGGUUUUUCUCCUCAAAAAGCCUAUUAUCACAAAAAUAGGCGAUAAAAUCGACGGCAAAAUCAAAGUUUAUCGAAAUAAAAAAGAGUUGCGUUCACUUGUCGUUCACAUCGAUAUCAAUGGUUGUGAUAAACAAACAUUUUAUUUGUCAUAA
Medioppia subpectinata is the source of this 861-nucleotide messenger RNA. NCBI's taxonomy places the organism in Eukaryota, Metazoa, Arthropoda, Arachnida, Sarcoptiformes, Oppiidae. The record is from the annotation of a GenBank genome assembly.